Molecule: messenger RNA, 2216 nt
Organism: Limanda limanda (common dab)
Lineage: Eukaryota; Metazoa; Chordata; Actinopteri; Pleuronectiformes; Pleuronectidae
Product: sterol 26-hydroxylase, mitochondrial
Exons: 10
Coding region: 54-1601 (515 amino acids)
Biological process (GO): C21-steroid hormone biosynthetic process; glucocorticoid biosynthetic process; cholesterol metabolic process
Cellular component (GO): mitochondrial inner membrane
Molecular function (GO): monooxygenase activity; iron ion binding; oxidoreductase activity, acting on paired donors, with incorporation or reduction of molecular oxygen
Source: RefSeq, a predicted model, not a curated record
UCCUGGCUGCUUCUCUCGGGUCUGUCCGGGUGUCCGGAGCUCUCCAGAUCCGCAUGCCGUGUCUCCGGUCCCUCCAUGCGGCAGGCAGCGGGUCGGACCUCCAGCCCGGAGCCUCUUCCGUCAGGAGGAACCUGGACCUCCAGACGACGAGGGACACACAGAGGCUGAAGACCAUCGAUGACCUGCCGGGGCCCAGCAUGUCCACCUCCCUGUACUGGAUGCUGUUCAAAGGAUAUUCGGAAAAGUCGCACCUAAUGCAGGUUCUACAGAAGAAUCUGUACGGGCCCAUUUGGCGCACUAAGUAUGGUUCGUUUGAAAUGGUCAAUGUGGCGAGUUCGGAAUUCAUAGCUCAAGUGACCCGGCAAGAGGGUCGCUACCCGGUCCGAGUUGACAUGUCUCACUGGAAGGAUUACUUGGACCUGAGAGGACACGACUAUGGUCUGCAUACAAGCUCAGGACCAGAAUGGUACCAGAUCCGCAAACAAUUGAACCCCAAGAUGCUGAUGCUGGGGGAAGUGUCGGCGUAUACCUCCACCAUCCAAGAGGUGGUCGGAGACAUGCUGCAACGCAUUGAGGUCCUGCGCGGUCGCAGUCAGGACCAGGCCACGGUUCCGGACAUGGCGGCUGAGCUCUACAAGUUUGGCUUCGAGGCUGUCUCUUCAAUCCUGUUUGAAACCAGGCUGGGCUGCCUGCAGGAGGAUAUUCCCAAAGACACACUGCGAUUCAUCGCCGCCGUCAACACCAUGUUAAAGUUGUCUGAUGCCGUGUUAUUUACCCCACGCUGGAGCCGCAGCAUCCUCCCCUUCUGGAAAGGCUUUGUUCAAGCUUGGGACGUCCUCUGUAGUGUAGUCCAGAAACUAAUCAACAAGAGGAUGGCUGAAAUCGAGGCUCUGGUGCGCAGCGGUGAGCCGGCAGACGGUCUGUUCCUGAGUUAUAUGCUGUCCAGUGAAAAGCUGAGCAGAUCCCAGAUCUACAUCACGAUCACAGAGCUGCUGCUUGGAGCAGUUGACACGACGUCCAACACCUUGACGUGGACGUUGUACCACUUAGCGCGGGACGAGAGGGCCCAGGAGCUGCUGUUCGGGGAGGUGAACUCCGUGUGUCCCAACAAACGGGAGCCGACCAUGGACGACCUGAGCAGGAUGCCCUACCUGAGGGCCGUCAUAAAGGAGACGUUACGCCUUUAUCCCGUCGUACCUGGAAAUGCACGCUAUGUUACUGAGAAUGAGGUGACUGUGGGCGACUACUGCUUCCCAAAGAAGACUCAGUUCCAUCUGUGUCAUUUUGCCGUCUGUCACGAUGAGGCAGUGUUUCCGAAUCCAGAGGAAUUCGUCCCGGAACGCUGGCUCCGCUCUCCGCCGACCGGCUGUCCGGCACGCUACAAGCUGCAGCCGUACAGCUAUGUCCCGUUUGGUGUCGGGGUGCGAGCGUGCGUGGGGAAGAGGGUGGCGGAGAUGGAGAUGCAUUUUGCUCUGUCGAGGAUGAUGCAGCACUACAACGUCAAGCCCGAGAAAGGCGCUCCGAUUGUGCACCCUAAUACCCGUGUCCUGAUGAUCCCGGAGAAGCCCAUCAACCUGCGCUUCCUGCCCAGAGCCGAGUGACGAGCGGAGAGUUUCUGGAAGGAGACGAGGACGUGAAGGCUUUUUUGCUUCGUGGUUCUCUGGACUAAUGAAAUUGGCUCAUUGGCUGUCUCCACAACACGUACACACUCAAACACAAACACUUGCUGUUCAAAAUGUGUGUGUGCUGUACAGGGUGCACACUGCCCCUCUUUGACAAUAAGUGGAAAUGCAGCUUUUACAUAACCUUGCAUCCAUUUCUUGGGCUUUUGUUUCCUUUUGAAUCAGCCACGUUGAAAGUUAUUUCACAUUUAACACAAGGUUAAGCAUUAAACAUAAAGACAAGCUUUUUAUGGCGGAGGCAAGGAAAUGAGGAUUUAGGAAACGAAGCAACAGGAGGCAGAAGGAAGGAAACAAGGAGGCAUGGAAAGGAAGGAGGAUUGCGUAAAGGGAAAAGUUGUUGCACUUUUUUAAGUUUCCUGUGGGAAAACUGCAAAUAUCUUUCUUUUAUUCAAGAAUUGUUGCACUAAAUGUUGAUUUAGCUUCAAGGUUUUGCAUUUAUAAGUUACAAACAAAAACAUGCAUCUUAAGUACAAGAAUACUUUAAAGCCAUAAUCUCGGUAUUCUCGUAUCAUAGUGGAUGUAACUUUGCUAACA